AUUUGCGAACACUUAGUCGUACGACCGCACUCGCAGCCAAAAGUUCAGCCAGAAAUGCUGGCAAAAGUGCUAACUAUUUUGGCCAUUGUGGCUACAGCAGCAGCCACUGACGACUUUGAUCCUUUCAUCGAUAUACCCUUUAAGCGGAUCAAGACUUCGGCGGAGCGCAUUGAGGAGCACGGCUAUCCGGCCGAAUCGCAUUUUGUGGAAACCCCGGACGGCUAUGUGCUAAAUGUGUUCCGCAUUCCCCACUCCCCGAAGCUCGGGGGUAGCAAUGGCAGUGGUGCCCGCCCGGUGGUGCUCAUCAUGCACGGGCUGUUCAGCUGCUCGGAUUGCUUCCUGCUCAAUGGACCGGAGGAUGCGCUGCCGUACAACUACGCAGAUGCAGGCUACGAUGUCUGGCUGGGCAACGCCCGUGGCAACAUCUAUUCGAGGAACAACACGCGGCUGGAUGUGAAGCAUCCGUACUUCUGGAAGUUCAGCUGGCACGAGAUUGGCGCCAUCGAUCUGCCCGCCACGAUUGACUACAUCCUGGACCAGACGGGUCAGCAGGCGCUGCACUACGUCGGCCACUCCCAGGGCUGCACAUCCUUCUUCGUGAUGGGCUCCCACCGGCCGGAAUACAAUGCCAAGAUCAAGACGGCGCACAUGCUCGCCCCGCCCGUCUACAUGGGCAACACCACCGAGGAACUCAUCGUGGGCACCGCUCCACUACUUGGACAACCUGGCAUUGGCUCCACGCUGCUGGAGAACCAGGUGUUGCUGCCGCAGAACGCGUUCAUCCAGCGAAUACUGGACACCACCUGCAGCAAUCGACCGCUCAUGCUCAGCUACUGCAAGACCUUGGCCAUCCUGUGGGGAGGUCCUGAAAUCGGCAACCUUAACAAGACUCUUUUACCGCAAAUUGCCGAAACCCAUCCCGCUGGCGUGUCCUCGAACCAGGCCAUUCACUACAUCCAGUCCUACGCCUCCAACGAUUUCCGUUUGUACGACUGGGGAACCAAGCGGAACCUGGAGUACUACGGUGUGGCAGAGCCUCCGGCAUAUGAUCUCACCAAAAUCACCUCCGAGCUGUAUUUGUACUACGGUUUGAUGGAUGGAUCGGCGAAUAAGCAGGACAUCUCCCGGCUGCCCGGUCUUCUGCCCAAUUUGGCAGUGCUGCACGAGGUGCCCGAUCCCACGUGGGGUCACUUGGACUUCAUCUUCGCCACGGAGGUGAAGAAGGUGAUCAACGAUUUGGUUGUGGACUACAGUAAGGACUACGAUGCGGGUGAAACUAACAAUGAGAUUUGAAGUUUCUAGCCAAUGAUACAAUU
Drosophila teissieri is the source of this 1316-nucleotide messenger RNA. Its product is annotated as lipase 3. NCBI's taxonomy places the organism in Eukaryota, Metazoa, Arthropoda, Insecta, Diptera, Drosophilidae. Gene Ontology annotation, molecular function: hydrolase activity, acting on ester bonds. Gene Ontology annotation, biological process: lipid metabolic process. The coding region runs from base 55 to 1293 and encodes 412 amino acids. The record is from RefSeq and is a predicted model, not a curated record. The transcript is spliced from 3 exons.